AUGGCUUCCCAGAUGGAGUGCUUCAACGACUUCUGUCUAUCAUGCGACCGUCAAAUUGCUGAGAACGGCGUCUACUGCUCGCAAUCGUGCCGGUUAGCCGACCUAGAGAAGGCUGGCAGCACAGCCCGAGCACCCUCGCAACUGUCAUCAUCCGCUUCGUCAUCAUCAUCAUCCAACAGCGGCUUCUACCUCGCCCCUGCAAUCAACUUCUCGGCAUACAAGGGAGCCUCGACUUCACAAGCACCACCUUCGAGCCCGUACCACUACUACCCAACCGCAAAUGGCAGCUACUUCGCACCACCAACCGCAACAAGGCAAUCCCCACAACGCAGCCUCACGCCCUCUUCGUCACGCUCAUCCCUAGCUUCGCAAUCUUCCCAGACCCAGUCAGGCAUCUCGCAGCAAGCGGCCACCCAACUCAACAGCUACAUGCGAUCCUUUGACCAAACACGGGACGUAAAGAGGCGGUACACUCAGUACUAG
Molecule: messenger RNA, 483 nt
Organism: Alternaria atra
Lineage: Eukaryota; Fungi; Ascomycota; Dothideomycetes; Pleosporales; Pleosporaceae
Exons: 1
Coding region: 1-483 (160 amino acids)
Source: RefSeq, a predicted model, not a curated record